AUGGCGGUGUUAACCCAGCAGGCUGGCAUCAGAAUUAACGUAACUACCGUGCAGGAUGAUGGGGAGACAUCUAAAAUACAGGUUGUUCUUAACAUCACCUAUGAGAGUGGACAGGUAUAUGUAAAUGACUUCCCUGUAAAUAGUGGUGUAACUCGAAUAAGCUGUCGGACUUUGAUUGUGAAGGAUGAAAAUCUGGAAAAUUUGGAGGAAAAAGAAUAUUUUGGAAUUGUGAGUGUAAGGAUUUUAAUUCAUAAGUGGCCUAUGACAUCUGGAUCCAGUUUGCAACUAAUUGUCAUUCAAGAAGAGGUACUAGAGAUUGAUGGAAAACAAACUCAACAAAAGGAUGUCACUGAAAUUGAUAUUUUAGUUAAGAACCAGGCAGUACUCAGACAUUCAAACUACACCCUUCCUUUGGAAGAAAGCAUGCUGUACUCUAUUUCCCGAGACAAUGACGUUUUAUUUACUCUUCCCAAACUCUCCAAAAAAGAAAGUGUUAGUUCAUUGCAGACCACUAGCCAGUAUCUUAUCAGGAAUGUGGAGACCACUGUAGAUGAAGAUGCUUUACCUGGCAAAUUACCUGAAACUCCUCUCAGAGCAGAGCCUCCAUCUUCAUAUAAGGUAAUGUGUCAGUGGAUGGAAAAGUUUAGAAAAGAUCUCUGCAGGUUCUGGAGCAAUGUUUUCCCAGUAUUCUUUAUGUUUUUGAACGUCAUGGUGAUUGGAAUUGCAGGAGCAGCUGUGAUAAUAACCAUUUUAAAGGUGCUUUUUCCACUUUCUGAAUACAAAGGAAUUCUUCAGUUGGAUAAAGUGAAUGUUAUACCUGUGACGGCCAUCAACUUAUAUCCAAAUGAUCCUGAGAAAACAUCUGAAAACCUUGAAGAUAAGACAUGUACUUAAAAAAAAAACACCAUCUCAAAUCAUGGAAUUUGCCACUCGAAUAUAAUUUUUCAAAAAUCAGUAAGAAUCAGUUU
Molecule: messenger RNA, 968 nt
Organism: Otolemur garnettii (small-eared galago)
Lineage: Eukaryota; Metazoa; Chordata; Mammalia; Primates; Galagidae
Product: glycoprotein integral membrane protein 1
Exons: 4
Coding region: 1-894 (297 amino acids)
Source: RefSeq, a predicted model, not a curated record